AUUUUCUUUGGGUAAAAUGGAAGCUUUUAUUGAUCAUCAAGUUCAACUUGUCCAGGAGGAAAAGCGUAUAGAUGUAGAAGACACUCAAAAAAUGUUAUCAUCGUAUACUCCCAUUCAACUUCAAAAACGUGGUGUGGCUCUACUUGGUCUUCGAGUUACUGGUAAUAUAUAAAAAAAAAAAACAUAUCAUAUGGUUGACUAUUUUGACUUGGCUUAUUAUCUAUAAUUUAAUAAUGAAUAGCUAUGCGUACUGGGUUAGGUGGCAAGAGUUUGAUAGAUCUUGAACUUGGGCAAUCGCAUAAACAAAUACCGAUAUUUCCUACUCACAAGAUUACAACUGGUGAUAUUGUUGGACUGGAUGAAUACAAAAAGGACAAACCUAAUAAGAAAAAAGGAUCCUCAUGGUCAGGAGUGGUAUUACGCGUCACGGAUACAAGAAUCACGUUGGCGCUUUCGCAAGAUAUGGAUGAAGAUUUGCCUCCAGAAGUACAAGACCGAUGUCAAAUUGUCAAACUUGCCAAUAAUGUAACAUACGAAAGAAUGAUCAAGGGAUUGGAACAGUUGAAGAUCAAUGCAUCAGAUGGAUCAUCUAGAUUAGCUCAAGUACUACUAGGACAACAAAAACCUGCAACUGUGGAUGAUGAUAUACCUGAUUUAGAAUUCUAUGAUACCACUUUGAAUGAUUCUCAAAAGGAUGCUGUACGAUUUGCUUUGGCAGCUCAAGAUAUUUCUCUUAUACAUGGUCCUCCAGGGACAGGAAAAACAUAUACCUUGGUUGAAAUCAUUCGUCAGCUAUCAGUGAAACAAAAUAAAAAAGUAUUGGUGUGUGGUCCAUCUAAUAUUUCUGUGGAUAACUUGGUUGAACGAUUAGCCCGUCAUCGAAUGAAUCUUGUUCGUGUUGGUCAUCCAGCACGUAUUUUGCCUACUGUAUUAGAACAUUCUUUAGAUAUUAUCACUAGAACUUGUGAUUCUGGACAAAUCGUAGCGGAUGUACGCAAGGAAAUGGAUGAAACAUUGAACAAGAUUGGGAAAUCCAAAAAUCGAACAGAACGACGAUUACUUUAUGGACAAAUCAAGGAACUACGAAAGGAUUAUCGGGUACGGGAAAGGAAAGUGGUGGAUGAAGUGAUUUCUGGUGCUCAAGUUGUACUUUCUACUUUGAACGGGUGUGGAAGUCGGACGAUGAUGAAAAGGGAAUUUGAUAUUGUCAUUAUUGAUGAAGCAACUCAAGCGCUGGAAGCUGAAUGUUGGAUUGCUUUACAAAAAGGAAAGAAGGCUAUAUUGGCGGGAGAUCAUCUACAAUUACCACCGACCAUCAAAACCCCAACAAAAAUAAUGAAAACAAAUCCUAAAUCUAAUAAGAAGAAUGGACUCUCAACAAAUACGGAUUUAUCAACUACUCUAUUUGAUCGACUAUUGGCGAUGUAUGGAAAUAGUAUCAAGAAAAUGCUAGUUGUACAAUAUCGAAUGCAUCAAAAGAUCAUGGAAUUCAGCUCAAAAGAACUUUAUGACAACUUAUUGAUAGCGAACGACAGUGUGGCCAGUCAUUUACUUCAAGAUCUUCCCGAUGUGGCAGCGACUGAAAACACCGAGGUACCUGUGGUGAUGUUGGAUACAAGCGAUACUGGACUUGGACACGAAAUCACGGAUGAAGGUGAUAUGGCUGAUGAUCAAAGUAAAGCAAAUGAGUUGGAAGUCUCGUUAGCAGUACAUCAUAUUGAAGCUUUAUUGGAGGAUGGAUUAGGACAAGAACAAAUUGGUGUCAUUACCCCAUAUGCUGCUCAAGUAUCGCGAUUGAUCCGUGAUAUUCGUGAAAGAUGGCCUCAUAUUGAAGUAGGAACAGUGGAUGGAUUUCAAGGUCGGGAAAAGGAAGCCAUUUUGUUAUCUCUAGUUCGAUCCAAUGAUGAAGGGGAAGUAGGCUUUUUGCAAGAAAAACGACGAUUGAAUGUGGCCAUGACAAGAGCCAAACGUCAUUUGUGCGUGAUUUGUGAUUCAGAAACAUUGGCGGGAAACAAAGGUGGAAACAGUACUUCUUCACGAGUGGAUGGUGGAUUCUUGAAACGUUGGAUGAAUUGGUUAUGUGAUGAAGCAGAUCUUAGAUUUAGUGAAUUUAUAGUUCAAUAGAUAGUUUACAAUGUGAAUAAAAAUUAUUUUUGAAUUGUUUGUGAUUGUGGAUAGUUGAAAGAAAUAAAGAUUCGAUCAAUUCAUAAAAAUGUCACUUUUUAUUUGAUGAAAAUAUCUAAAUAAAUAGUCUAGUCUAUAAUCUAAAUGAUGAAUUUG
Halteromyces radiatus is the source of this 2280-nucleotide messenger RNA. Its product is annotated as P-loop containing nucleoside triphosphate hydrolase protein. Bases 244 to 2124 code for a protein of 626 amino acids. The transcript has 9 exons. Gene Ontology annotation, molecular function: 5'-3' DNA helicase activity; ATP hydrolysis activity; RNA binding. The record is from RefSeq and is a predicted model, not a curated record. Lineage: Eukaryota; Fungi; Mucoromycota; Mucoromycetes; Mucorales; Cunninghamellaceae.